AUGUCGUCGUCGGAAGGUGCGCCGGAGUCUUGGAUCUCCUCGUUUUGCUCGCUCAUGGGUCAUGAGUUCUUUGCUGAGGUGUCGGAGGACUUCAUUGAGGAUGAUUUCAACCUAACGGGCCUGCAGUCGCAGGUGCCGAUGUAUAAAGAAGCGCUAGAGAUGAUUCUUGACGUGGAGCCCGAGGAUGACGAGGAGGAGGAAGAAGAAGAAGAGGAGGAGGAUGACGACGAAGUUCUGGGUGAGGACCGACCGGUUGGCUAUCGCAGAGCUGGUGAUCGCCGACACGCGCGCGUGGCUAGCGAUCUAAGUGUCAUUGAGAGCUCUGCCGAGCUACUGUACGGUCUAAUCCACCAGCGGUAUAUCACCUCACGACCGGGUAUUCAACAGAUGCUGGAAAAGUAUGAAAUGCAGCAUUUUGGCGUCUGUCCGCGCGUCAACUGUAGUGGAUGCAAAGUUCUGCCCGUGGGCCGAUCCGAUACCCCAGGUCAAGAAACGGUUAAGCUCUUCUGUCCUGGCUGCAUGGACAUCUACACCCCACCCAACAGCCGCUUUCACUCCGUGGACGGAGCCUUCUUUGGUACAACAUUCGGAUGUCUAUUCUUCAUGACAUUCCCCGAUUUGGGUAUCGGACCCCGCUUAGAUGCCUCCUUGGCUAACAUGCCACGAACCACCACUUCACAACCUGGAAGCCGACCCCAAACGGAGACCGAAUCCCCUACACCUGAGAAUCAACCACUAGAGAUCAAUGGCGUACGCACGGAGAGCUUCUGCCCGGGACUUGGGCGUGGUAAGGUUUACGACCCCAGGAUCUACGGGUUCAAGGUCUCUGAAGCGUCGCGUGUGGGACCUCGCAUGAAGUGGCUUCGAAUGAAGCCCAGGAAUAUCUGUGAGCUAGAUGAGGUCUUGCAGCACGAGGAACUUGGUGCAUUUCCCGAUCAAAAGUCCAGCUCGGGUCAAUCUCGGGGGGAUAAGGAUGGAGAUAUGGAAAUGAAAGCCGGGCAGUCUCAGGAGGCAUCAAUUGCAAACCGGAAAAAGGCACCCAUGCGACGACGACGAUUGGGUGACCCUACCCCCUCUGACCAGAUGAGCGUCCAAGGGAGUGAGAUGGGCUAA
Penicillium verhagenii is the source of this 1113-nucleotide messenger RNA. RefSeq names its product casein kinase II subunit beta. Gene Ontology annotation, molecular function: protein kinase regulator activity. Gene Ontology annotation, cellular component: protein kinase CK2 complex; cytoplasm. The transcript has a single exon. The record is from RefSeq and is a predicted model, not a curated record. The coding region runs from base 1 to 1113 and encodes 370 amino acids. Lineage: Eukaryota; Fungi; Ascomycota; Eurotiomycetes; Eurotiales; Aspergillaceae.